AUGGCAGCACAAGACCUCUACAACGAAAUUCUGAAAAAAGUACUGGAAUUUGUCCAGACAAACUUGGACAGAUUGGCCACCGAAGCCAAAAUGACAAACGACAACUAUGACGAAACAAUGAAGAUCCUGAGGGAAAACUUCAGCCUAAAUUUUGCCAGGCGAAGGGGCAGAACUGAAAACGCAGAGCCAAGACGUCAAGGGCCGACCAGAGGAAGGAACGAACAAAGAAACGAAAAGAGAAACGAAGGAAGAAACGAAGAGGGAAACGAAGGAAGAAACGAAGGAAGAAACGAAGAGGAAGAAAGCCCAGAAAACCAUGAAUAUAAAAGAGAUGAUUCUGAAGAAGAAAACCCGAGAGAAGCGCCCAGAAACGGCACGAACCAGGACGACGCCCGGAGCGGGCUCUAUUCUAAAAGAGAGGAGCGAAGGAGAAGAAAAAGGAGGAUGCGCCACCAAAAAGCAAGAAACAGGGCAAAGAUGCAGGAAAAGCGCAAUAAAAAAAAAAACACCCGGUGGGAGAGGACGAAUCCUCGGAAUCACCCCAGAAAAGUAAAGCUACAUACAUCGUCCAAGAGGACUUGGAGGAAAAGAUUGCCAAGACAUUAA
Messenger RNA from Mercurialis annua (annual mercury), 606 nucleotides. RefSeq names its product conglutin beta 2-like. The transcript has a single exon. Bases 1 to 606 code for a protein of 201 amino acids. NCBI's taxonomy places the organism in Eukaryota, Viridiplantae, Streptophyta, Magnoliopsida, Malpighiales, Euphorbiaceae. The record is from RefSeq and is a predicted model, not a curated record.